CAGGCCCUUUCGUCCCUCAGUUCUACAGUAUGAACCGGCCUCAGCCUCGGCAGCAGGCUCAACAGGUGGGGGGGUCUCUGCCGUACCGCCGCCCCCCCUCUGUGACCGGUCAGCCGAUCUCUACAGAGAACCAGGUCAACGGUGGUCCCUACUACAACCAAAGCCCAGCCUCCCCCCCGCCCCCCUCGCUCCUCCAGUUCACUCCUCAGCUCCCUCUGAUGGGUUUCGUCGCUCGAGUUCAGGAGUCCAUCUCAGACGCCCCUCCUCCCCCUCACCCGGCCGCAGAGAACCAAUCGGGUCCAGAGGAGCCCCCGUCUACUCCGCAGCCAUUGGAGGAUGAACAUGAGGAGGAGGACUCGGCAGUGGUGGAGUACAACGACCCGUAUGCUGAAGAAGACCCACCGUGGGCCCCCAGAAACUACCUGGAGAAAGUGGUGGCCAUCUACGACUACACAGCCGACAAGGAGGACGAGCUGUCGUUCCAGGAAGGAGCGAUCAUCUACGUGAUCAAGAAGAACGAGGACGGGUGGUUUGAAGGAGUGAUGAGCGCGACCACCGGCCUCUUCCCCGGAAACUACGUGGAGUCCAUCAUGCACUACGCCGACUGAGGAAACAGAAGUUUUUAUUUUCUUUGUGUGUCCAGUCGCUCCUCUUCCGUCUGCGGACGGGCGUCGCCUCGCUCGUUUGGGUCCAGUUCAGUUUCUCGGAUCUGAACCAGAAGGGAAAAGACGACCCGGUUCCACUUUUUGUUUUUGGUUCCUUUUAGAUUCACGCUAACCAAUCACAAGCCAGUCAGAGCGUGGGAACAAAAAAACACUAACAUUUUAUUUGAUGGAGAUUCUCCUCCUGACUGAGCUACAUCCGUCUCUUUCUACCCAUAAGGCCUUGCACUUAGGGGUUCUCCAAUAAGUAUUAAUACGUUUGUCUUCAUGUUGUUAUUCGGUGCAGCCAAAGUUUGACGGUCAGGGAGGACGUGAGUUUUCUUCUGAUCACAUGAAAAGUAUUUGAAGAUCCCGACGUAACAAGUUUGUUUUCCUGAAACCUUCCUCAGCUACAUAAAGAAAUCUCACUCCCUCUUCAUGAGGACUGUAUUUAACUACAAAUUAGAGAUACUUGAGUAUUUUCUACUCCGCCACAUCUCAGAGGGACAGAAAUGUUCAGCAGGUGGUUAGAAAAUAUCUGCGCCUGUCUGGCUAAGACAGGACGCAGUGAGUGUUUAAGAAGUUUAACUUCUCAUUGUGAAAUUACUUUUGUCGCCUCGUCUUCAGCACUUUAUUUGGUGCAAUUGUAGAAUAGAAAUUUAAUGCUAGCAGGAAAACAAAUCUUGUUAUGUUCAGGUCAUGAUUUAAUUUUUUUUUUGUGAUCAGAAGAAUAGAAGAUAACUGAUAUUGUACACUACAGCGUGUCCUCUGUGGGCUUCCGUAGUUGGUUCUGCCCCCCCUCCCUCGUCCCGACCCUCCCACAGAGCACACUCGCAGCCAAGACUUGAGAUUAUUUGUAUGAAGGAACUGUCACAUGACAUAUUUUGGGAUCCGAUCCCAGAGUGAACAGACAGAAUGAAAGGAAGCUAAAGCCGCUUUUGCACUAAACACUAAAUCUCCUCUCUUGAAGCUCACCUCUCUGUCGGGAGCUUUUACAGACCAGCUAAGUUUUAGUACCAGAAGCUAAGCUCCGUAAACACGCCCAGCCCUCCAAAUCUCUCUGAGAGAGAAUCUGACAUUAUUUCUGGACAGAAGAGAGUUCAGGGUUCAAACACUUCGAACUGGCCCAAAAGUCUCAGAGAUGCAUUUUCUAAUCCUGCUUUUAGGACAAAGAGCAUUCAGUUUUAUUUAACCAGCUUUACAAACAGAGCAGGUCCAGACUGAACUCUUCCACUUUUUAAAUAAUCCUCGUCCUCCUCGUCCUCACCUGCUUUUGUUUCACUGAUAAAAUAAAUCAAUGUGUUUGUGUCCGUCCGUUAGUGUUCCACAGGACACAGCACAGCUGGCCUGAAACACGUCUGCUGCUCAGUGAAGAAGAUUUAGAUUUCAUCACCUUUGAAGGACAGUUCAGGUUUUUCAACCGGCCCUCGUUCUUAUUUUUUGUAGCUGCAUCACGUUUGAAACUAUUCAUGCACCUGAAAUUUAACAGUCUAAAAGUUUGGACGAGGAAUCAAAGAUAAGCGAUUUUUAAAAAAAGGUUCCCUGUGGAGAAGUUUUCACGCACACAUGCAUGUGAUGCGUUCACAUUCCCGCCAGUGGUUUCACAGUAUUCCUCUGAUCUACAGGCAGCGGUAACACGCCAGGGCAUGACUCAGCAGGACGAUGAGGAUGCAUCGUGAAACGUCGUGUUAGCAUUUCAACAUGGGGGCGACGAUGUGGCUGCAACUAACAGAAUUUAAAAAAUUACAAAUCACGUUUCUUGUGCUCACAGAGUCUCUGUUGAAAACACUCCCACACUUCAGAUGAUGUGCGCGAGGUUUCACUGCUUUAACCUGGUGCAGGACUUCACUGCGACGCGCAACCUUAUGCAAAUCAUCGUAUUUUGGUAAUCGAUGAGUCGCCCCAGACCUGCAGCUAACUAACACGGAGGGAGCCUAACAAUGCAGAUUUCAAAAUACAAAUGGGCUUUGCAGAUGUUUCAUGAGGACGGAAAUGCAUUUAGCACUUUUGUUAGACCUCAGCACAGGUGCAGCUCCAAGUGUUGGGACUCUAGAUACGGUAAAGUCCGUCAGCCCUCCAGUCGGUGUCGCAUAGAUUGUGAUGACAUGCGGUUCGGACCUUCAUGCCCCCCUCAGGAUGAAGCGUAUUAACGUUGGUGAUCGUUUCCUAACACACUAACACAAGAUGGUGAACAUUUAAAAACUGAGACCAUAAAUACUGACGUGUAACUAAAACACAUUAUUAGGCUCAGAUCAGGUUGAGGUCUUCCUCUGGACAGCCAGGGAGCAGUUCACACCAGACUCCCCCCGUAAACUGAAGCGUUUAACGUGAGCUCCCCUGCCCUGUCUCAUCCCGGACCCCUUUGUGGUUUUGCUGCCUCGUUGUGUCCCGUUAGUGAAGUGGAUCCGACCAAACCGCCCCGGUGGAGAUUUUGGACCUGUCGCCCGUUCUGAAGUUGACGGUGUGUUUUACCUGCAUGCCUGAUUAUAUAACGAUGUUUUCUAUUUUUUUUCUUCUUCUAUAGUUUCACCAACUUGCUUGAUUCUGUUUGAUCAGCUGGAGGUCGUGACGUUCGUGGUCGGUGCUUUAUUCCUGUGUGUUUGGACUCCAGACUGACUCUCAGAUGGUGGAUAUUCUUGUGCCAUAUAUCCAGGUGUGAAUGCAGGUGUGUGAGAAACCGUGUGAUCCAAACCCUUCCUUGUGGACUGACGUGACCGUGAGAACCGUGUUUUCUGGGUGUGUUAUUUAAAAGGCGUUUUACCACGAAAACCAGAGUGUGCCAAAUUAAUAGAGAGCCUAAGCCCCUCCCCUUCCUGUGGAGCACCGUGGGACCUUUUUUCAGUCACAUUUGAUCAGCGAUCCUUGAGAUCUGGAUCAAACGUGUGACGCUGUGGUUUCUGGCGUGCUGGCUCCUAAACAUUUAGGCGCGCUCUGGUUUUUGUUUGCCUGCAGUAUCCCUUUAAAUGGCGUCGAGUGAGAUGAUCUGUGAAAUGUUUCAGACGGCUUCUCCAGGCCGUUCUUUCUCCCUGCAGAUCUUUUAAACCUCUGACUUCAGACCCAGUCCAACAAAGUCUUAACAAAUCUGGUAUCAGCAAAGAGCCGUGCAGCAUUCAGGUGGUAAAAACAACGGAUACAUCAGAGCCUUCUGGGAAAACUUUGUCUUUUACUUCUUUGAAUGAAAAACAAGUCAUUUAUUUUGCUUGCACACGUUAAUAAGAGACGAAAACUCUCGUAGUUCUUGCUGUAAACCCUCCUCAGUGUCUUCCUGGUAGAACGUGACGCCUGGAGAAGCUUUCUGGUUUUCCAAAGUGAAAGCACAUCCCUGUUUUUGUAAGAAAGUAAAUGUUUUAACAGCC
This is a messenger RNA of Micropterus dolomieu (smallmouth bass), 3997 nucleotides long. Its product is annotated as abl interactor 2-like. The coding region runs from base 30 to 608 and encodes 192 amino acids. Lineage: Eukaryota; Metazoa; Chordata; Actinopteri; Centrarchiformes; Centrarchidae. The record is from RefSeq and is a predicted model, not a curated record. The transcript is spliced from 4 exons. Gene Ontology annotation, molecular function: protein binding.